GGAGCGAUACAGGUAUGUGUUGAAACUUUACGUUACAUAUCUGUAAUUACGAAGUAAUUCUGUGUUAGCAUUCCCAAGUGCCGAUAAGAAACCUCGGCUCUCUUGCUGGAAGCUUCAUCGCCAAACCAAUGGGCACAUCACGUUCUUAUCUCUCAUUGCUUCCCACACAUGACCAGGGCAGUCAUCAAUGGAUACCUUGGCUAUCAACGCACAGCUGAAGUUGCUGAACACUUUCCCCGACCCACAUCUCACUGGAAAACACUACCGGCCUCAUGGUAUUCCCGGCUCGCCGCAUGGUGGCGGCCUACAUCCACUUGCGGAGGCGCGGAGAGGCUAUGUAUUGGACAAUACAUCCUGUACAAUAACCUUAACGAGUCGUUUCUUAGGUGUAUGUAAGCUCUGUUGAGCUCAGCCUCUACCUAGAUUACCUUAGUACCUUACUUCGCUUAUCUGCUCUUCCGGUGGCCGUCCGGUCCUUCCAUGUCGAUAUAAGUGUGCCGAUGGAACAACCGAAGAAAAGAAAGAGCAAUGGAUGCUACAACUGCAUGAAGAGGCGGAUCACCUGCGAUAAGUCGCAGCCACACUGCCAGAAAUGCAUCAAGAAACAUAUCCCGUGCCCUGGGUACGGCGUCAGGUAUCGAUUCGCCAAAGCCAAGGGGCCUCUGGAUACUGGCACCACAUCUACAGCGCACACUCCCAGCAGUAGCAAGUCAUCUGCUCACUCAUCAUCACCUACGAGAGACAAGCUGAGAUGGGUCCAAUGCUAUUCGGGCACCGGACAGGCCAAAUCUACUAGUACUAGUAGUAUUACUAGUAGUAGUACUUCUCAUGUUGUCGGCUCUGCAUCGACAACGCGGUCCGUCUCGGUACUUUGCGAUACCCCAAAACCAACGAGCGUCAAGGGAGCCUGGCCAUAUCCUCCGGAGGGCUUAGAAAGGGGAAGCCCGUGUUGUACAGGCGAGUCACAACAGCUGUCAGCACAUUCACAUCCUGAACCGCCUCACGUAUCGCUAUCGACCGGUGUCACGUUGCCCCCGUUGCUGGCGGCGCAGGACAAGACUGUCCGACAGCUGUUUGAUCACUUCGCCAAUCAUGUGUCUCCGGCCAUGCUCAUGUUUGACGACGAGGCCAACGGCUACCGAUACGAGAUCCUUCCUCUGGCGCACGUCGAUCCCGUGGUUCGGCGGGCCGUCUGCGUCGCCGCCGCGUUCCACUUGUCGAGCAGAAGGCCUGAACUGCGUGAGCCAGCCGAACGAGGCAGGGGCGCCAUCAUACGCAAACUGCGAGAGACGGCGCCGCAGAGCACUACCCAGCUAAUGCUCGACGAACGCGCCUGGGCCGUGGUGCUGUUGCUGACCGUUGCCGACCUGGUCGUCGGCCAUGAACAUGUCAUGCUGCUGUACAGGAUGUUGAGUUGCUUUAUGAGUUCCUGGAGUAGCAGCGCAAAGAAUGCGCGGGAUGGAAAGCCGGCAUCCAGCCUCGGUGCCUUUUUAUACUACCAAUCCCAUCUCUUCACCCAGGUCCUGGACGCGCCCCUGACGAGCAUUGAGCGGUACGCGCCUCGCCAGCGGACAGCGACGUCGACGUCGACAAGCCCGCAGGUUGCGAACAUGAAGCGCAGCGCAUUGCAUGUCCCAGGCCGAGGCGGCGUUACAACAGCAAAAACAACCAGCUCACUCCCUUCAACUUCUUCUCGCAGCCCCUCAGCAGCAAAAGAAGAUAGCGUCAUGGCUUACACGAUCUCGCUUCACGAGAGCAUAAUGCGCUGCGCCGUGGAGAUGUACAUUCUCCGGGCCCGGUCGGACGACGACUCGUCGCCCGAGGGCUGCUGCUCCCAGGGGCAGGGGCAGCGACGCCUCCUGAAUCAGGCGUACCAUGACGCGGCCGCCGCUCGGACGGCUCACCUGCGUGCUUUGUUCGAGCGGCUGGACCUGUCGGCUGCCGGUGCUCACAUUGUUGUCUGGCCGGCCUUUGUGGGCGCCGCCGAGGCUCUGAGCCAGGAGGACCGCGACUUUUUCGUGGCUGUGCUGAAGAGAAUCGCCCAUGAGACGGGCUAUGGGAAUGUCUUGCGGGGUUUGGCGGUACUGCCGUCGUUAUGGGAGAGAGACGUUCGAGAGAGGUGGACUGCCACGUUGCCUAGUCUUGGGGUUCUGGUUAUGUAAAGGCUUAACCCGUGGCUUUCCCUUAGGAAAGCGGAAUAAUAUAGCUUUUCGUAAGGCUCAAGAUCAAUAAU
Canariomyces notabilis is the source of this 2233-nucleotide messenger RNA. RefSeq lists its product as uncharacterized. Gene Ontology annotation, biological process: positive regulation of transcription by RNA polymerase II. The coding region runs from base 501 to 2162 and encodes 553 amino acids. Gene Ontology annotation, molecular function: transcription cis-regulatory region binding; DNA-binding transcription factor activity, RNA polymerase II-specific; zinc ion binding. Gene Ontology annotation, cellular component: nucleus. The transcript is spliced from 4 exons. The record is from RefSeq and is a predicted model, not a curated record. Lineage: Eukaryota; Fungi; Ascomycota; Sordariomycetes; Sordariales; Chaetomiaceae.